Molecule: messenger RNA, 4596 nt
Organism: Dipodomys spectabilis (banner-tailed kangaroo rat)
Lineage: Eukaryota; Metazoa; Chordata; Mammalia; Rodentia; Heteromyidae
Gene: Cdc14b
Product: cell division cycle 14B
Exons: 14
Coding region: 45-1511 (488 amino acids)
Biological process (GO): protein dephosphorylation; microtubule cytoskeleton organization; cilium assembly
Cellular component (GO): nucleolus; mitotic spindle; spindle pole
Molecular function (GO): protein tyrosine/serine/threonine phosphatase activity; protein serine/threonine phosphatase activity
Source: RefSeq, a predicted model, not a curated record
GCGGGGCCAUGGUCGUGGCCCCCUGACGGGCCGCGGCCGCCUCCAUGAAGCGGAAGAACGAGCGGCGGCAGAACUGGGCCGCCGCGCCCCCCUGCUCGCGGCGCUCCUCGUCCACCGCGCCCGGCGUGAAGAAGAGCCGCAGCUCCACGUCGCAGGAGCUGUCCCGCCUGGACCCGCAGGACAACCUGUAUCUGGACAUCACCGAUCGCCUUUGUUUUGCCAUUCUCUACAGCAGACCAAAGAGUGCCGCAAGCGAACAUUAUUUCAGCAUAGAUAAUGAACUUGAAUAUGAGAAUUUCUACGCAGAUUUUGGACCACUCAAUCUGGCAAUGGUUUACAGAUACUGUUGCAAGUUAAAUAAGAAGCUCAAGUCCAUUACAAUGAUAAGGAAGAAAAUUAUUCAUUUCACUGGCUCUGAUCAGAGAAAACAAGCAAAUGCUGCUUUCCUUAUGGGCUGUUAUAUGGUUAUAUAUUUGGGGAGGACUCCAGAAGAAGCAUACAGAAUAUUAAUCCUUGGAGAUACAUCCUAUAUUCCUUUCAGAGAUGCUGCCUAUGGAAGUUGCAGUUUGUACAUUACACUUCUCGACUGUUUUUAUGCGAUACAGAAGGCAAUGCAGUAUGGCUUCUUUAACUUCAACUCAUUCAACCUGGAUGAAUAUGAAUACUAUGAAAAAGCAGAAAAUGGAGAUUUCAAUUGGAUAAUACCAGACCGAUUUCUUGCCUUCUGUGGACCUCAUUCAAGAUCCAGACUUGAAAAUGGCUACCACCAACAUUCUCCUGAGACUUAUAUUCCAUAUUUUAAGAGACACAAUAUUACUACCAUUAUCCGUCUGAAUAAAAAGAUGUAUGAUGCCAAACGCUUUAUGGAUGCCGGCUUUGAUCACCAUGACCUCUUCUUUGCGGAUGGCACCACCCCUACUGAAGACAUCGUCAGUGAAUUUCUGGAUAUUUGUGAAAAUGCUCAAGGUGCCAUUGCAGUACAUUGUAAAGCUGGCCUUGGUCGGACAGGCACACUGAUAUCGUGCUACAUCAUGAAGCAUUACAGGAUGACGGCAGCGGAGACCAUUGCCUGGGUGAGGAUCUGUAGACCAGGCUCGGUCAUUGGGCCUCAGCAGCAGUUUUUGGUCAUGAAACAAACAAGCCUCUGGCUGGAGGGUGAAUAUUUUCAUCAAAAAUUGAGGGAGCAAGAGAAUGGACCACACGGAGCAGCCUUCUCCAAACUCCUGUCGGGUGUUGAUGACAUUUCAAUAAGUGGAGUCGAGAACCAAGACAAGCAAGACUUGGAAGACCCUGAGCCGUACAGUGAUGACGACGAAAUCCAUGGAGUGACACAAGGCGAUAGACUUCGGGUCCUGAAAAGCAGAAGACAAUCAAAAACAAACGCUAAGCCCCUCACAUGCCCGCUAGCUGUGCUGGCCUUGGCACUGUGUAGUGUUGUCCUCUGGUGGAUUGUGUGUACCUACAUUCUUCCCACCCUGCUAUUCUGUCUCGAUGGUUUCAGAGCACAGUAGCCAUCAGGACCUUUGACAGAUAGCUGCUGUUCCAUCCAUUUCAAGGACUAAAACAGUGUUGCGUUAAGUUAAACCCAGUGAGACCAGAAGUGAAGGAAGGAAGGAGCAGGAAACUUCAGCAGGGUUUAGCACAACACCAAACUGCAAAAGCCUUAGUUGCUUCCCACCUAAGAAGUUAAUUCACCGAAGAGAAUGUCCUUGAAGUUUGUCACUCAAGAGUUUGAAGUUUGUCACUCAAGAGUUUGGUCGCCAUCGGACGACUUGAAGGGCUUUCCUUCUUUCUUAGAACUGUGUCAAGUUGAACGGGAAGGAUGCGUGGUGCGUGUUACGUGUGCAUAGUCUCAGGUGUAAAUAUCGCAGCCCUCUGCCAACCAGAGGGCUGCCCCGUCCACGCGGUGCAUGUGUUUUCUGUGAUGGCAAUCACGUCCGCUGCUGGCUUCCGGAAGAACGCCAGGUCUGAUGAAGGGUUCUUACAUAUUUAUUUUUGCCCUGUGACCCCCGUGUCAUAAAGAUGAAGCCAGCACUGCUGAUGUGGCACUCUGUGUUACGGGAUGCUGUUUGGUUGAUUUGUCCUUACUCUCUGUAUGACUAUUGUUAUGGUCACUCCAUAAUGUACCCAAGCUGUUUGCUUCUACCAAAGAGUGCUUUAUUGACAAGAAUCUGUGAAAAAUCACUUAAACCAUAUUGCAUGUUGAAAUACCAAGUGGUACUUGGAUCACCCCAGAUUUGCUAGAGAACAGUUCGUAAUGGAAGCUUUAGCAGACUUUGAAGAGAAGCUGGUAUGCACCUUUGUGAACACUUUGUAGAGUCUUUGUAUUGUUGCUCCCUUCUUCCUACCUUCCCUCCCUCCCCUCCCCCCCCCCUCCUCAGUCUAUGGCCAUUACACAAUCUUCCGUUCUUCCGAAUUCCGGCUGUUCGCAGUAGCAAACGCGUCGAUGCCUUUGGCUAGGGAAUACAACUCUGCAGAGUGCCUUCACCCUUCACCCUCCUGGGACACAGCAAGCCUGUGACGUGAAAACGCAAAAUAACAGUGCGGGCCCAUAAGGAAAGAAGAUUUCACAUCAUUCUUGUUACUUCCAUAAUAAGAGGUAAUGGCUUUACUUGCUGGUAACCAGUUCUUUCCUGUCCUUGUUUAGAGGCUGGAGGGUUUGUAGUAUUCUACCAUAGCCACCCUAAGACAGAUGAAUGUAUCAGAGCAGGCUGCCCUUCUCCCCGUUGCGGCAAACAGGUUGCGUUUAUUAGUGCAGACAGUAGUUCGUGGAACCCCGUUCCAUGAGCCUCGUUUCAGGUUCUCGCCCUGGUUGUUAAGGGAGACAUUGGCUGGUGUUCAGUGGGAAUGAAGACUCCACCCGUGCCAGACAGCAGUGGGAUGGCCCUGGCAUUCAAACCGUGGGGAUUAGAAAACCGUGCUCUUUCUAUUCUGGAAGUGGUAGGAGGAGGAACAUUCCACCUACUGUGCCCAUGCGUGAACCGUACUUGAUUCUCAGGGCAGCUCUUCUGCCCCACGCACGGCAGUCUGCCGGCUAUGUGGCCUGCCCACCUGGCCCCUGCUCAGGCCUGGCCCCUGAGAAUAAGCCACUGGGGUCUCCACGAGGAGUACAACUUUGGGCUUCAUUGGUAAGCACAGUGCUUUUUUUAAAAAAAAAAAAAAUUCAUAAAUUGCCCUUUUUAUGUUGGCUGCUCAAGUUUCUGCUUAGAAUUGCCAUCACUGUGGCUCUUGUAUCCCCAAGGUUAACUAGCUCACCGAAACUACCCACAGGCUUAGUGAAGACAGGUUGUAGGAAGAUGCUUGGGAGGGAACAUAGGGCAGCGGGGAAGAGCUUCCUGGAAGUACGGGAUGGCGCCCCCCCUCAGUCUGAAACCAACCUAACACCCCGAAUCUUGGUUUCUAACUGCAAGUCCUUACUACAGAAGACCUUGUUCCUCUGUAAUAGGAAAUAGGCAUGUCAGAGAGGUUCUUUUAAGGAGAGCCUUAGUUUGCUAUUCCCAGUAGAAUUCAGAUUAAGAGAUGAGUAUUUACAGGUGCCCAUGGAGCUCAUCCAGGGUCAGGGAACGGCUCCUGGAAGUGUGGCAGGGCUAGAGCGCUCUUGCCAGUGGGAAGAGUGGGUGGCCAGCAGUGCCUCAUUCGGGUGGCCUUACCUGUCUGCGUGGCUGCUUCCCAGCCACCUGCUGCUCUGCCUGUCUGCAGAAGUCUUCAGUUCUAGCCUUGAUGCCCUCAGCCUUCCCCACCUGCUGGCCUCACCCCCUCCCACCCCUUCCCAGGGGUGGCUUCUACCUCUUGGCACGGGUCCAGGCAGGUCUCGGGUGAGGCCCUCCCAAGAGUUCCAUGAGGCCAGUGCACUUGUUCAGUGGAGUGGUCUGGGCUUGUGAACCUGCUGCUCCUCUGGGCACUUUGUGCCAGGGGUUCUGGGAGCCGUCCCUUUGGCUUGAAUUCCUGUCCAUGACAAAUGAGCAGUGUACUUAUUUACUGUUUGUCCUGUUGAUAUAUUUUCUGAAACUUGGGGUUGCAUUUUGGAAAGCAUCUCAUCAAAAACAACCUUCAAAAUGCGUUGUAUUUCCUCCAUAACCCUUUUCUAUGAAAUGCCACUGCGCCUCCAUCCCCUGGAUUGGAGCAUUGCUGUGGCAGCACUGCAGAUGUGUCUCCAAGGGUGGACAGCUCGCCUGUGCUGUAGAAAAUCACCUCCUAGUUGCCCAGUAGAAUUAAGUCAGCAGACACUCAUGGGAGCAGAGGACUGCGGUUUUACAUUACUAACUUGCAGACUUUUAUCUAAUGUGCACUCAUGUACAGAUGAUUAAAAGUUUUAAAAUGUAACUGAUUAAUCAGUAUUUGAUCAAUCAUCUUGUUUUUUUAAUUAAAAUGUAUAUUUCUAAUCAUAUUUUUAAAGCUGAAAGAACUGGUUGAAUGUUUAUUUUCCUGAAGGUAUUUUUAAGAUAAAAGCUUCAUAAUGCCUUGUAAACUUUGCAUAUAUGUGUAGUUUGGUAUGUAUUGUUGCAUUUGAAAAUCUUGUGUAACUAGUUUUAUACAAAAUACUGAGUAGUGGAAAUUAUAUAAUUACAAUCAUGUGAUUAAAAGUAUUAAACAGCC